Molecule: messenger RNA, 3392 nt
Organism: Pteropus alecto (black flying fox)
Lineage: Eukaryota; Metazoa; Chordata; Mammalia; Chiroptera; Pteropodidae
Gene: LAYN
Product: layilin
Exons: 8
Coding region: 110-1258 (382 amino acids)
Molecular function (GO): hyaluronic acid binding
Source: RefSeq, a predicted model, not a curated record
CCUCUGGAGAUGCUGCUACCGCCGUUGCAGUUGUCGUGCACACUACUGUGGGUCCGCCAGCUCAAUUGCGGUAGCGCCCAGGUGUCCGAGCGCGCACUAGAGCCCGGCCAUGCCGCUGGGAGCGGCGCUGCAGGCUGUGCUGCUGGUCAUGCUGCUGGCCGGGCCCCGGGGCGUGACCGGUCGUCUGCUAAGCGCCUCGGACUUGGAUCUCAGAGGAGGACAGCUGAUCUGCCGGGGAGGGACACGGAGGCCUUGUUAUAAAGUUGUUUACUUCCAUGAUGCUUCUCGAAGACUGAACUUUGAGGAAGCCAGAGCAGCCUGCCGGAGGGAUGGGGGCCAGCUAGUCAGCAUCGAGUCCGAAGAUGAACAGAAACUAAUAGAAAAGUUUAUUGAAAACCUCCUGGCAUCUGAUGGUGAUUUUUGGAUUGGGCUCAGGAGGCGUGAGGAAAAACAAAGCAAUAGCACAGUCUGCCAGGACUUUUAUGCUUGGACCGAUGGCAGCACAUCAACAUUCAGGAACUGGUAUGUGGAUGAGCCUUCCUGUGAGAGCGAGGUCUGCGUGGUCAUGUACCAUCAGCCGUCAGCACCCACUGGCAUCGGGGGCCCCUACAUGUUCCAGUGGAAUGAUGACCGAUGCAACAUGAAGAACAACUUCAUUUGCAAAUAUUCCGAUGAGAAACCAACAGGCCCUUUUAUUGCUCCUGGAGGUGAAGGAACAGAGCCAGCCACACCCAUACUUCCUGAAGACAUAGAAAAAGAAGAUGCCAAAGAAACUUUUAAAGAAAAUGAAGAAGCUGCCUCGAAUCUUGCCUACUUCCUAAUCCCCAGCAUUCCCCUUUUCCUCCUCCUUGUCGUCACCACAGUUGGAUGUUGGGUUUGGAUCUGUAGAAGGAGGAAACGGGAGCAGCUGGGCCGCAGCACAAAGCAGCAGCACACCAUGUGGGCCUGUCCUCACCAAGGGAACAGCCCAGACUUAGAGGUUUACAAUGUCAUACGAAAACAAAGUGAAGCCGAUUUAGCCGAGACCCGGCCUGACCUGAAGAAUCUUUCAUUCCGAGUGUGUUCGGGAGAAGCUACUCCCGAUGACACGUCUUGUGACUAUGACAACAUGGCUGUGAACCCAUCUGAAAGCGGAUUCGUGACUCUGGCGAGCAUGGAGAGCGGCUUUGUGACCAAUGACAUUUACGAGUUCUCGCCUGACCGAAUGGGGAGGAGCAAGGAGUCUGGAUGGGUGGAAAAUGAAAUAUAUGGUUAUUAGGACACAUGAAAAACACUGGAACUAACAAGAAUGGUUAAGAAAAUAAGCAAAAGUUUCCUAUUUUCUGUAAGGAAGACAGUCAGCCUAUGAAAAUGCUCAGAUCAGGUCCUAGGGGUAAGCAUGUGAUCUGCAUUAGCCCUUUUGGGUCCACAAGUUUUGACUGUAUCCUUUAUACCAGCCUCUCCGACAGCUGGACCUUAUGAGAGAAAGCACCUUGCCAAGGGUCCAGCACAUAGUAGAAAAUAAAUGUCAGUUGAUUGAUUAUAUCCAACUUUCAAGAGACAGUGUUUUCAUCGGAAGGGAUAAGGUUGUGGCCAUGGGACUUGAGAAACCCAUGUUUAGGUUCUGUUUUUCUUGCUCUACACAGCAGCACACACAAUCACAAAGAGACAGACAUUAUAGAAGCUUUCAAAGCCUACAUGUGUUAGCAUUGGCUGGCCUGUGCCUCCUCUAGUCAUAUUGUCUGGUUUUUUUUUCCCCCAAAGAACCAAAUCGAAUAAAAAGCAGGAAGCAGCAUGUUAGUCAGUCUGUGUCUACAGCCUUUCCUCUGCAUGUGGCCUCAGGAGACCUUUUUUUCUUUCUCUUGACAUCCAAACUUGGAAAUAUCCAACUUGGAAAUACUUUAGAAACUAAAAAUGAAAUCAAGUCUCAGGCUUCUAAGCUAUUUAUGUUCCCAGCCCUGAUAUUGCACAUUAUUCUGUUAGUGUGUUUGUUUCAGUGAGGCAUCAACAUAAAAUUACUAACAAUGAUAAUGGUUCUUUCCUUUUUGUUUUAGGGACCUGACUAUUUCCAAUACUUUUGAGCUCAAAUCCAGAGAAAAGUUUCUAUAAUUAUUAGUAACAUAUUACUUGCAAUAUGCCUUGUAUCUAAGCUCAACAUACCAGUUUGUCAUGAUGUUGUGGUUGAAAGCGUUUGAUCCAAACAAAAAUGAAUUAUUGCUAAAGCCGUCAUCAGUACCCCCACCCCAGGCUCAGGAUCAAUGCCAACACCCCACUUUAGCCAUGUCCUUGUCAGUAUUUCUGAUUCGGACCACCACCCCCAAAAGUCAAUUCAGCAAUUCCUUUCUUCCAAGAUUUCCCAUCGUUCCCCUAUGAAAAACAAACAAAUGGUGUGAUCUAGACUAAAUAAGCUCUAAGGUGUCUUCCAGUUCUAAAAUUAGUUGAUUUCCAUAUGACUGAUUUUUUUCUAGCUUAUCGUUAGCAUGUUAUGCCACAUUAUUUCUGAACUUGUAGUAAGACAUAAUGAAUAGCAAACUGUAGAGAGAGGUGAAGGUCUAGAAAAUUGCACACCAGGAGAUGGAAAAGCAACAAAGCCAAUUAUUCUGUAAAGCCCCUCUUUUUUUCUUUCAAAGAGCAGUUAAUGACUAGUAAUUGCUAAUUAAUCUUGAGUUAUUUUUGAAUCCUGAGUUUGAACAGCAGAAGGAAAUGGUGUCUACAAUGAGUCAUCAGAGCAAGGGCAUCAGGAAAAAACAGUUUUUCCAAAGUAAAUAAGACUAGAUCAGGUCUCAAAAUAUAUAUAGGUUUUUAAAAUAUAAAGCUAUUGAAUAUAUAUUAUCACAAAAUAGGUACCCAAGAAUUUUCUAUGGUGGGUUACAUAUUUUAUUCAGUAAAAUUUAGAUCUCUUCAUGAGCUCAAAAUUUGUGCCGUUCUGUUCUUAUUUUUUCUCAUAUGACUUGUGUUUGGUCAAAAGCAGUAUCAAACAGAAUUCAUAAUCAUUUGACUGUAUUGGUGUAAUUAGCCAUUGAGCAUUUCAUGCAAUGCAACUUUUGCCGCCAAGUUAGAAACGGCUUUAAUUGUUUUUACCACCAGGUGGCAGUGUUAGGGUACCAUAGAAAUUUUACUACUAGUGUUUAUUCGUUUCUGGCAAGUAACUUCCUACAGCUAUAAGGGACGAGAGAGUCAAAAAAUAAAAUGAUACAAGUAGAAAUAAGACAGUAUAAUAAAGUAGUUAAAAUCCUGGGUUCUGGAAUCAGAGUGUCUAGAUUUUAAAUCAAGUUUUCUGCCACUUAUGUGGCUCUGCAAUUGUGAACAAACUAUUGAAUUCUUUAAGUCUCAGUUUACUCAUCUGUUGUUGUGUAACAUUACCUACCUAAAAGUGUUGUUGUGAGAAUAAAAUCUCAAAUAUAUGCAAAGUA